Messenger RNA from Symbiodinium sp. CCMP2456, 2259 nucleotides. Lineage: Eukaryota; Dinophyceae; Suessiales; Symbiodiniaceae. The record is from the annotation of a GenBank genome assembly.
AUGCACAGGUCAUUUCCUGCGCACCCGCUGAACAAUCUGAGGCUGUUGACGACAACACCUCCCCCAACCUCUGCACGCAGUUUCAAUGUCCGCAGCGUGCCCUCCGGCUUGCAUCUUGCCCAGCCUUCCUGGCAGCACACGCACUCGGAGCCGGCGAACUCAGCCGGCUUCGAUAUGCGGGCGCUGCGGCCUGCAACACUGCCUUCGCCGCCUGUGCUGCAGCGGGCCACCGGCCAAGUCGCUGUUGUCAUCGCUCCGACGGAGCGCGCAGUCGCCCGAACCGGAGUGAGCGGUGCGGGCCAGCCAGCAGGGCGUCCGAAGGAUGCAGAAGCAGCCGCCGUCGUGGAGAGGAUUGUGGUGCAGACCCCGACCACAUGUGCGCAAGACGGUUCGCCGGGCUCGAAGGUGUCAGCAGCCCCCCGGUCGCCAAGCUCAUCGCCGCAGGCAUCAACCAGAGCCGUGGCUCCAGGGUCACCCACCUCACCCCAGCUGGGCAGGGCAAUUCUCGCACCACCCUCGCCCAGAGUUACUGAGUGUGAGCUGGAGCUACGCCUGUCCCAGGUGGCGGCUGCGCUCCUCCCGCCCGUUGCUCAAGUCGGCAUUGGCGAUCGGACUGGCGGUGCAGGGGCGACUGAAGAGUUGGCACCUGCACCAGAAGAAGUCCCUCCCUGGAAACCCUGCCAAUCCACUUCGUCCAUAGCAGAUGUGACCACGAGCAGUCAGGAAAUUGGAUGGACCCCGUCGUUUACGACCUUGGCACACCUGAGGCCCGAGGAUGCCGAUCUCGCUGCUCCAACGAGUCCAGAGGUCCCGACUGAAGACAGCCAAGAUUCGCCACAGGAGAAGCCCAGCCGUUUGUCCAUGGCCCCGACAGUUCAUGAUGCACACUGCAAAGACUCGGACGAGAGUGAGGUGAUCAGCUCGCCCUUGUCCACAGAGGAGCCAUGGUCUGCGCCGGUGGAUUCUGCACCGAGGCAGGAGAUCAACGAGCCUUCUCCACAGGCGCUUUGCGCAAAACGCGGGCGCUCGCAGGCCGAGGCCGACGAGGCGGCCGAGGCGGCCGAGGCGGCCGAGGCGGCCGAGGCCGAGGUCACCCGCCUCCAAGCUGAGCUUGAAGAGCUUCAAGGCACCCUCACCAGGGAACGAGCCCUGCGCGAUGAGGCGGAGACCGCCCAGAGCCGAACGUCAAAACGCCUGAGCAGCGCCGAGGGGCGCGCUGCGCAGCUAGCAACGCAGCUCCAGCGAUGCAAGGUUGAAAGAGACGAACUCCGGCGCCAACUGCACGAGAAGUCCGAGAUCCAUGUGGAGCUUACGCGGAAGCUUCGCAAAGUGCAGGAGGCCAAUCGCUCCCUGGAUAGUGAGCUCAACAAGACGGAGGCGCUGCGCCUCGCGGCGCAGAAUCGCGCAGCAGCCGCGCAAGAGGCCCGUGGCCAAGCGGAGGCACUGCUUGAUUCUCUGCGGGAUCUCCUUCGGAGCGUCGAUGAGGUUGACAGUGCCCAAGCUGCGGUCAGCCUUACAAAGGUCAAGGAGCAGUUGGAAGGCUUUGCCGCAGAGCCUCCUCAACUUUCAGCUCCCAAGACCAAAGAUCCCGAGGCUGAGGAGGAGCUUCCCACUGCCGGUGGCCUAUUGCGCGAGUGGGCCUCUGUCUAUGACAACGCAGAGGAAUCUCGACGAGAUCCGCCAGCAGGCCCAGUGCUGCUGCAGCAGAGGAGCCCCAGCUGGAACAAGGCCACAAAGUCGCGAGAGGUUCCUAGCUCCUCACCGCCCAGUGCGCGGGGCGUCGGCGAGCAGCUGGCGCAGCUCUCUCUGCGUGAUCUCUCAGAGAUCAAAGCCCUGAAGAAGCCUCCCCCGCCAAUCCGCAUGCUGAUGGAGGUGUGCUGCCUGCUUUUCCACAUACAGCCUGUGAAGCACUUGGACGAGCAGUGCGUUCACCAUCGUUUACGGACCGACUACUGGGAACCGGCUCGGCGGUACCUUCUGUCGGACCCGUUUCUCCUUUCCAAACUUCGAUCUCACGGCAAGGACAUUGCGCCUUCUCAGCGAGCUAAGAUCAAGAAGUACUUCAAGGAUCCGGAGUUCAGUGCGGAGCGGAUGCUGAAGUGUUCCCGGGCCGCAUUCGAGCUCUACUGCUGUGUUUCGCGCUUGAUGGAGCUGGAUGAGCCGACGAUCCCAUCUUUCUCUUGUCACAGCGAUGUGCGAAGCGUCGCAUGUACCACCACUACUGCAAGCAGCAAUGAGACCAUUGCCUCCGCAAAAUGA